This is a messenger RNA of Amblyraja radiata (thorny skate), 4500 nucleotides long. RefSeq names its product sodium-dependent lysophosphatidylcholine symporter 1-like. Gene Ontology annotation, biological process: carbohydrate transport. The transcript is spliced from 15 exons. NCBI's taxonomy places the organism in Eukaryota, Metazoa, Chordata, Chondrichthyes, Rajiformes, Rajidae. Gene Ontology annotation, cellular component: plasma membrane. Bases 271 to 1842 code for a protein of 523 amino acids. The record is from RefSeq and is a predicted model, not a curated record. Gene Ontology annotation, molecular function: symporter activity.
GAGGGAGAGCGGAAGAGCUGGGGCUUGUUGUGAAGUUGUGGUGGAGCAGGGGCGGAGCGGAGCUGGCUGUAUCUUUGCUCCAGCUGCGGGCUGAGCAGAGUGUAGUGUCGUGAGUGUAGCAGCUAGCGCUAGCUGUUCAUUCAAAGGGUGACGCUACCCCGGCCGCGGCUCGAUCACAAUCCCCGGGCGCUGUGACGAGGCGGCACCAGCUCCUCCCGGCUCAGCUUGGUGCGAGAGGCGGCCCCGGGGCUGCUUUGUCCAGCGAGCGGGAUGGGGUCCGAGGAGCGCAGCCUGGGGGAGAAACUACUGCAGGAGACCGAGAUAGAGCCAGAGCCAGAGCCAGAGGGAUCGGUGCGAGUCCUGCAGAAGGGCAAUCGUCAAGGGCUGCCAUUUAUCCAGAAGCUUUGCUUUGCCAUGGGAGGUGCUCCGUACCAAAUGACAGGAAACGCCAUUGGAUUCUUCCUCCAGAUCUUCCUGCUGGAUGUGGUUCAGAUGGAGGCUUUCUAUGCAUCUCUUAUUUUAUUCAUUGGUCGAGUCUGGGACGCUUUCACAGAUCCAGGUGUUGGUUUCCUCAUCAGCAAAAGCAGGAGAACAAGAUUUGGCAAGUUGCUCCCAUGGAUUCUGUUCUCCAUGCCGUUUGGAGUUGUUUCUUACUUCCUAUUGUGGUUCAGUCCUUCUUACACGAUGUCCCAGGAAUACAGCUUCCUCUGGUAUCUUAUGACCUACUGUGCAUUUCAUACCUGCAUGAGUUGUUUCCACGUCCCCUACUCUGCAUUGACCAUGUUUCUAGGCGGUGAUCAACGUGACCGAGAUUCUGCAACAGCAUACAGAAUGGGAGUCGAGGUUGUCGCCACGCUGGCUGGAGCUGCUAUUCAGGGCCAGAUCGUGGGAGCCUACCAUACACAAACUAUGGAAACCUGCCAGAUGCUCCAGAAUGUGACAACACUCAACACUACCACUGCACUAGUGAACAGCCUCAAUAACACGAAAUGGGCCUACAUGCUGGCAGCAAUGGUGAUUAGUAGCCUAUACUUCCUCUGUGCAUUGAUUCUAUUAAUUGGAGUUAAGGAACGCGCAGGUUGCUUUACUCCCAAAGACCAUUUCCAUGUGUCGUACCUGACGGGCCUGAAGCUGGUGAUGAGUCACAAACCAUACCUGAGUCUAACCUUUGGCUUUCUAUUCAUCUCCUUGGCUUUUCAGCUCGUCCAGAAUAAUUUUGCCCUGUUUUGCACGCAUGCUGCUGGGCUGGGCAAUCACUUCCAGCACAUCAUCUUUGUCAUCUUGAUCUCUGCAACACUCAUGGUUCCGUUCUGGCAGUGGGUCCUGGUGAAGUUUGGAAAGAAAUUAGCUCUGUUUGUGGGACUGAUCUGGUACAUCCCUCCAUUGAUCACCAUAGUCACGGUGAACGGUAACCUGCCAGUGAUUAUCAUCAUGGCCAUCGCUACUGGGGCCAGCCUUGCCGUUGCCUUCCUGUUGCCAUGGUCAAUGCUUCCAGAUGUUGUGGAUGAUUUUCGAGCAAAGAAUCCUCGCUGCUUAGACCUGGAGCCCUUGUUCUACUCCUUCUAUGUAUUCUUCACUAAAUUCGCUGCUGGAGCCUCCCUGGGCUUUUCAACCUUGUGUUUGCACUUUUCAGGUUACAGACCGGGAACCUGCGAACAAAUCCCAGCCGUGGCGACGACUCUGAAGGUGUUGGUGGCACCCGUCCCAAUAAUGAUGGUGCUGAUCGGAUUGGCGAUAUUUUAUUUUUAUCCGAUAGACGAGAAGCGGAGAAGAGAAUUAAAGAUGGAGCUUGAAGUAGUUCUAACAAGCUGGGAAGUGGAACUCGAAGAGAACACACUUUGAAACCAAAAAAUGCACCAAAUCCUUUGUAAGAUCUGUGACUCGUGUGGAUUCUGGCUUCAGGUUGAAGAUUGAGAUGCCGAAUUCUUGUAAUACAGAUGUGAGGACAAGUGGUCAUCAAAGAGCCGUUCCUCCCGUAAAGAAUCAAACCAGACUCGUCACCGAGCUGCCACAGAGAGACAUGGAGACCGAAGCAGACCUGAACUAACCAAGCCUUACCUCGUCACCCACCAUGGCCAAAACAACAUGACACCAAAAUAAAGAACAUUUGUUUUUGUUUUAAAUUUUUUUUUUUUUUUUUAAAUAAAACCUGUUUUUCUAGUAUAUGUCAAACCAUGCGCUAACUCAGUCUUGGCUUGCAGGAAAAGUUUAAUAACAAUUCCUCGUUCUGCAAGCAGAGCACAAAGUGCUGCAGGAACUCAGCAGGCCAGGUCAGGUCUGCGUCUGUGGAGGGAAUAGGCAGACAGAAGGACUCUUCUUCAGACUUGAAGUGUCUCGACCUGAAACGUCUGUCCAUUCCCUCCAGAGAUGCUGCCUGACCCACCCGAGUCCCUCCGACAAUUUGUGUUUGCUCAAGAUUCCAGCAUAUGCAGUUCACCGUAUCCACCGCACUUUGAAUGGAGAUGUGGGAGCCAAGGUCAUCUCUCAAGCCUCUGACACUUUUUGCCUUCCAUGUGCUACGUCUGGGAGCUAUUGAUAAGGGAGACAGUAGAAAAUGUACUGCCAUUAAAUGCUGCUGAUAUUUUUAUUUCUCAUUUAGAAAAGCAGAAUUUAAAUAUACAACCUCAGUUAAACAGAUGUGUGCGUGCAAUAAAUGAAUUGAACCACAGGAGAAAUCAAGAGAAAAGAUCUAAUUAUAACUGAAUUGUGCUUUAUAAAUCCACAGUAAAGAGAGAUAUUCAUCAUUACGUGUGAAUUUCUCCACUCAUGUAAAUGUAGGAAAAUAAUGUAUUAUAAUAUUGCAGCUAACAUGAAUACAAAUAUAUCAAAAGCAUUUAAUGAAACAAAUGCUGGCCCAAACGUUGCUCAGCCAUCUCUUUAAUACUAUUUGGGUGAGGGGGGUCGGGGGGUGGGUGGGGAGAGCAAUGGCUGAAACGAAGGGGAAGGGAUCUGAAAUACCCUUUUUGCUCUGGUUUCUGCACUGAUCUAUCACCUGGUACUUUGGAAGCCAACAGUUAUUCACUUUUUAAGUGAAUAACUCUCUCGGGGGGGAAUAAGUGUUUUUUUGCAUAAUUACCUGAGAAAUAGCCCGUAAACGCAUUUCCAUAAACUUUUGAAUGUGCACGAGUGUAAAAGUUCUAUUUUUCUAAAAAAAGCAAUGAGUAAUAGGGAAAGGAAGGAUGAUUAAUAGGAAAAAUGAAGAAUUAGAUGAUGAUUAAACUUUUUAUUUAUAUUUUGGUCUUGUUACAAUGUGUUUAGCAUUUUCUGAAAUUGAGUCAAGGACAGUUUAUUGUCACAUGUACCAAUUAAGGUGCAGUGAAAUUUGAGUCAAGCUCGUGAUUUGAAGGAUGAGCCACACUGUUUGUGUUUCAUUGUGUAAUGGAUGGGUGAUUCUGAGAAUAUUCUGUUUUAUUGAACUUCUUCACAGAGCACUGAUGUACUUCAUGCUACUAUUAGCUUUGUGGACAGGAAGCUAAAUAUAACCUCUUACGGCCAAGAUCUUUUAUUAAUUUUAAAAGACAAAAUAAAUUGUAUUCUGGGCCAGUGCACAAAUUAGGGCAUCUUUCAAUAUUUCUCCUAAAGUUUCAUUCAUUUUAUAACUGAUUAUCAGGUGUAAACAAUGUUAAUUUGUGUUGUAAGUUGAAAGGGAGCUGCACAAGUCCAACACCAGAACCAUGGAUGGAUGCCAAUCUAUGAUAGACUUCAAUACAUAAUCUUGCACUUGGUGUUUGAAAACACUCCGUGGGUCAGUCAGCAUCUAUGGAGGGGAUGGACAGACAUUUUGAAGGUCGCGACCCUUUUGCAGACUGGAAAUAUCCCGACCCAAAACGUCGCCUGUUCAUUCCUUCCACAGACGCUGCCUGACCCAUUGAGUUUCUCCAGCACUUUUCUGUCUGUCUGUGCAGUGGCCGGCGAAUCUGAUAAGGAAACAUUUGAAAUCUCUGUGAAGAAACUUGUGGAAAAUAAAACCUCAAUGAUGUGUGAAAAAACAUUGUGACUUUGUGCAGGAAAGUGGUCAAUAAGGGCCAUGAGUGAUAGGAGCAGAAUUAGGCCAUUUGGCCCAUUGGGUCCAUUCUGCCAUUCAAUCAUGGCUGAUCUAUCUCCCUCCUAGCCCCAUUCUCCUACCUUCUCCCCAUAACCCCUGACACCCGUUAGUAGCCAUUCCCAAUAAGCAGUGUCAACACUGGAUGGUUGAGAGGAAGGAUAGCCCAUGUAGGCCCUUUAAAAACUCAUUAGCAGCAAGGUAUCUUUGCUCUAAGCAUGAAACAUCCCAGUUUAGGACCACAGUGGGCCAGGACUUGCAUUUUAUCUCCACAGUUUAUGUUUACGCUGAAUAUCCUUUGGAAGUAACGAGAAUUAAUUGUAAAUGCUUCUGAAAACUUUGUUCUGUCACUUAAAAUCUGUCGGGUGUUUAUAUCUUUUGUUUUCCUUUGUUACAUGAUGUAAAUUUAAUUAUUGUUGUGCACAGAAUUAUAUAUUAAAUUUAUAACAUUAAGUUAA